AUGUCGCGCUCCCGUAUACCGCCGAUCCUGCGUCCGCGCCUGACGCCCAAGUACGUCGCGUCUUCGAUAGCUGCCAUUUACGUCGUCUACUGCUGGCUGUGGGGAAUGCCUCUACUGUCUUCGAAGCUCCCUGCCUACACGGGGCCGCAUGCUGUUGGCACAAUCGACAUUGAGAGUCCAUGUGAUGGUCGAAAGACAAGCGAUGUCAAAUACAAGUCGACAGGCCAGCCUGCCUUUCUGCUUGAAACAGUCUUGUUCUCUGUAUACUACCCAGCCGUAAAGGGAGCUAAGUCCGACAAGCCAAACCAUCUCUGGGUGCCCAAACCGCUCGCAGUCACAGCAGAAGGUUACGCGAAAUUUGCUCACAUUAGCAACUUCCUUACGAACAGUCUUUUCACCGUCGCACUCUGGGGCAUAGCGGGCAGCACUACCAUUCCGGCAAAUGUUGAUGUCCCUCUACGAGAAACGGCGCCUAGCUUCGAGUUCACGGAUCAUGGAGAGGGUAAGCCAACGGAGGGCAACGAUGGUUUCCCUGUGAUUGUCUUCUCCCAUGGUAUGGCGAGUUCUCGUACAGACUACACACACUUUUGCGGUGAGCUUGCCAGUCGAGGAUAUAUCGUUGCUGCGAUUGAGCAUAGAGAUGGCAGUGGUCCCGGAAGCAUUAUCAUGAACGCAGGCGGGACAGAGAAGACAUUAUACCACUUUGGCCUUGACGACCUAGAUGUGGACCAGAGUUUCGGCAUACCCGAGCUCAAGCAAGCGCAACUGGAUUUCCGUCAGGCAGAAAUUGAGGAAACAGUCCGAGUCCUGCGAGCUAUCAACGAUGGUAGUGGCGCCACCAUAUUCGAGACAAACCCACGCAAGGAGGGUGAGCAUUUGGCCAGCUGGACUGGACAACUCGAUAUGACCAACGUCACUAUUUCAGGACACAGUUACGGUGCUACUGGUGCUCUGCAGGCUUUGAAGGGCGCACCUUGUAAAGAACGCCCUUUCCACGGUGGAAUCAUUCUCGACCCUGGCAAGUCAAGCGGUCCUCUCAACCACGAUGUCGAUGUGCCAGUCUUGGUCAUUCACUCCAACUCUUGGUCAAAGAAACGCUCCAUCUUCUUUGGUCAGCCUCACUUCAGCGUCGUCAAGGACCUCGUCCGACAGGUCAACAAGCGUGGAAUGGCUGGCUGGUUCAUGACUUCUUUGGGCACAUCGCACCCGUCAGUCACAGAUGCUCCCCUCAUCGAACCCACAUUAUUGAGUUGGACAACUGGAUCUAGUAUCGAUGUGAUUGAUGGUGUGAGAAUGUACGUCAACGUGACGGAAGAGUUCAUGCUAUACCAGAAAGCGAACAGGAGAACAGGACUGUUGGCUCUAAAUGUCACACAUCCCGAAUACGAUGAGAAAUCUAAUGGCACGCAGCAGAUGCCAAAAUGCUAUCAACGAUUCUGGCAGAUUCAUGUUGCGCCGGACUCAGCAUGA
Aureobasidium musti is the source of this 1470-nucleotide messenger RNA. NCBI's taxonomy places the organism in Eukaryota, Fungi, Ascomycota, Dothideomycetes, Dothideales, Saccotheciaceae. The record is from the annotation of a GenBank genome assembly.